Manis pentadactyla (Chinese pangolin) is the source of this 657-nucleotide messenger RNA. RefSeq names its product immunoglobulin iota chain-like. Bases 57 to 476 code for a protein of 139 amino acids. Gene Ontology annotation, biological process: immunoglobulin production; immune response. The record is from RefSeq and is a predicted model, not a curated record. Lineage: Eukaryota; Metazoa; Chordata; Mammalia; Pholidota; Manidae. The transcript has 2 exons.
UCAGACCGGAGAGCGCCCCAGGCGCUGAGCGCCCGCGGAGGGAGCACAUCGGCACCAUGGCCUGGGCUCCCGCACUGCUGCUGCUGCUCCUCGCCCACUGCACAGGUUGCGGCCCCCAGCCGGUGCUGAUUCAGCCGCAGUUUGUGUCCUCGUCUCUGGGAAGCACGAUCCACCUGGCCUGCACCUUCACAAGUGGCUUUGAUGUCGCCAUUUAUGACAUCUACUGGUACCGGCAGUGGCCCGGCCACCCUCCAACAUUCUUGCUAAGAUAUUUCUCCGACUUAGACAACAGCCAUGGCUCCAAGAUCCCCGCUCGCUUCUCUGGAUCCAAAGACUUGGCCAAGAACACGGGGUAUUUGACCAUCUCUGAGCUGAGGCCUGAGGACGAAGCUGUGUAUUAUUGUGCUGUGGUGUCCAAGGGCUUGGAGCCGCAGAAGGAGAGGGCGAAGAGAGACGAGAAGUCGCCUGCUGCCUGAGGGUGCCAGGCACCCCGACACACUUACCUGCCUGUAAGAGUCUGAGGCUGGAUGGGUGAGGAGGGCAGUGCUGGGGGCUCUGCAGAGCGAGGUGAGCCCCCACCUCGUCUUGUCCCACAGCACUGCUGUGGACCCUGUGGGGGGCUGGCCUGGGGGAUUAAAGCUGCUCCAGUCUCUGGAA